Suillus subaureus is the source of this 1512-nucleotide messenger RNA. RefSeq lists its product as uncharacterized. Lineage: Eukaryota; Fungi; Basidiomycota; Agaricomycetes; Boletales; Suillaceae. Bases 1 to 1512 code for a protein of 503 amino acids. The record is from RefSeq and is a predicted model, not a curated record. The transcript is spliced from 8 exons.
AUGUACAUGAACGAGUUUCUACAACUUGAAGGAAGAGGCCAGGAUUCAGACACCCCAUGUGUGUGUGGUGCAGAGGAUACUGUGUUUUGGUGUCAGGAUUGUUUCUCUCUUGAGCUUGCAUGUCGGUCAUGCACCAUUGGGUUGCACCAUAACUCCCCACUCCAUAGAAUCAAGGAAUGGAGGGGCGGAUUUUUCCACCCUGUUUCAUUGAAAUCCAUGGGCCUGCGCAUUCAACUUGGACACCCUCCUGGUAUCACUUGUUGCAGACCGACACCAGCAUCUGGUGAUGACUUCAUGAUUAUCAAUGUCCAUGGUGUGCAUCCAACAGGACUUGAUUUUUGUGGAUGCGAGCAGGAAGUUUCACACUUCAAACAACUACUCCGUGCGCGCUUAUUCCCUUCCACGGUGACUGACCCAAGAAUGGCGGCAACAUUUGCUGUUUUGGAGUUCUUUCACAUACUCUCCUUUGAGUCUAAAGUGUCUGCAUAUGAGUUUUAUCAUAGCUUGGCACGGUGGACUGACAAUACAGGAAUCAUGCCAAUUCAUGAUCACUACUCAGCAUUUCUAAGGAUAGUCCAUGAGUGGAGAAACAUCAAAGCACUCAAAUGUUCAGGUCGUGGCCACCAUCCUGCCGGAAUAGGUUCCACUCAAGAUGGAGAUCUGGCUGUUCUCUGCCCUGCAUGCCUGCAUCCUGGAAAAAACCUCCCUACUAACUGGGAAACUUCACCUCUGAGUCAGCAAUGGAACCAAGGAUGGGGUUAUUUUGUCGAAGAGAAUGAAUAUAAGUGGUACCUGAGCAACAAUGGUGAAACCCUUCAAGAGAAAAGCAACUGUGUCAGCCAUAAUGCGGUUAACAUGGCUGAUACAAAGUCAUCAAGGGGACUUGCUGCGACUGGAGUGGGCACCGUGGAUUGCACACACCAUGAUAUGAAGUUAGCUAAUGGCGUUGGUGACUUACAGAAGGGUGAAAAAUAUCUUAAUAUGGACUAUCUCAUUUUCUCUGCUCUUGCCAGAUUCUCUACCCUGUCGACAAUCAACUUUUCAUAUGAUAUUGUGUGCCAGUGGCACAAAAACUUGUGGGAUCGCUUGCCCAUACUACCACCUCAUCUUCAGUUCGAUCGAGAGGGUAAGACCAUUAAUUUUUUUGUGCCGAAGUUUCAUAUCGCUGCACAUAUCAAAUCAUGCCAAACUCAAUUCUCAUUCAAUUGGACUCUGGGAGUAGGACGGACUGACAGAGAAGCACCUGAGCGUGGAUGGGCAAACAUCAAUUGCAUGGCCAGCAGUAUGAAGGAAAUGGGUCCUGGAGCCCAACGCGACACACUUAAUGACCAUUUCAGUGAUUGGAACUGGAAGAAGAUUAUGGCUCUCACAAUGACCCAGGUGGCUGUGCGGUUAGAGUUAGCACAGCAGGAUGCAAAGGAGUUGGAAGACAGGUCAGCAAUAUCACUCCACACUGAAGUCACCUGCAGUGUUCUCAUUAGCACUGGCAUUGAUGUUGAAGAUGCCCAAUAA